AACGUCAACAAAGAGAUACAACUGCAACUUGAGUAAAAGCAGCUUCAUUCUCACAAGGUUGUAACGUUGUUCCACAUAGCUGAUCUUGAUCUGUGAAUAUUGCGUCAUCUACACACGUAAUUGUGAUUGAUUUUUGCCACAGUUUUCUUCCAAAUGGAUCCCUCCGUGUUAACGACAUUGAAAAUCCUCAUUACUGGCGAAAGUGGCGUUGGUAAAUCAAGUUUGCUGCUUCGUUUUACUGAUGACACAUUCGACAAUGAACAAGCUGCUACCAUUGGUGUGGACUUUAAAGUCAAAUUGAUCAACAUUGAUGGAAACAAUGUCAAGUUGGCAAUAUGGGACACAGCUGGUCAGGAGAGAUUUAGAACACUGACACCCAGCUAUUACAGAAAUGCACAGGGUGCUAUUUUGGUGUAUGAUGUGUGCAGUCGACAAUCUUUUUCCAGAUUAGAUGCAUGGUUUGAUGAACUGGAAACAUACGCUACAAACACAAAUAUUGUCAAAAUGUUGAUAGGCAACAAAAUAGACAAGGAACGAAGAGAAGUGAGCAGGGAAGAAGGACUCAAGUUUGCCAAAAAACAUUCAAUGCUUUUCAUAGAAGCAAGCGCAAAAACUAAAGAUGGAGUCCAAAUGGCCUUUGAAGAACUUGUCCAAAAGAUUAUUCAGACGCCUGGUUUAUGGGAAGCUGAUGCGUCCUCUCAAAGAGGUAUGUCCCUCUCCGACAGAACUGAAGGCGGCCAACCUUGGUCAUGUUCGGGUUACUGCAGUUUGGUAUGAAGAGAGAAAUCUGUCAUUCUUAUUGUGUAAAUUUCUUCGGGGUUUGUUUACGAAAUUCGAGACACUUGAUGCGUCUGCUGUCCAACAAUGGACCAACUUUAUUCGUCAUUCGACUAAUUAGUUGGUAAAGAGAAAGCUGCUCAGUUGAGCAAUCAUGGCUUAUUAGUUCUUUAACAAAAAUGUUCUUGUCAGAAAUCCACAUCAUGUCGGUUUGUUUCGGAAAGCGCGUGAAAAUAUACAUUAUUUCAAAAUAA
Messenger RNA from Daphnia pulicaria, 1031 nucleotides. Its product is annotated as ras-related protein Rab-18-like. Gene Ontology annotation, molecular function: GTPase activity; GTP binding. NCBI's taxonomy places the organism in Eukaryota, Metazoa, Arthropoda, Branchiopoda, Diplostraca, Daphniidae. The record is from RefSeq and is a predicted model, not a curated record. The coding region runs from base 154 to 777 and encodes 207 amino acids. The transcript is spliced from 5 exons.